AUGGAAUAUCUGUCAAGGUGUAUGAACCAGCUAAAGUCUAACCUUGAUUUUAACUUCCACCCUAGAUGUGAGAAGCUCAAUAUAACUCAUCUGAUGUUUGCAGAUGACUUAUUACUAUUUGCUAGAGCUGAUAAGAUUUCUGUAAAACUGCUGCUUGAUGCUUUCUCCAAGUUUUCUUCAGCUUCAGGUCUUGAAGCUAAUAUGGAUAAAAGUAAUAUCUACUUUGGUGGUGCUUCAGUGCUUGAUAAGACAGAUAUCCUAGCUGGUGAGAAAAUCUCAGAAGCAUGUCUUCCCUUCGGAUAUUUGGGGGUGCCUUUAUCUUCCAAGAAGAUGUCCUAUCAACAAUGCAAACCUUUAGUUGACAAGAUUCUUGCUAGAGCUAAGGUGUGGUCAACAAAGUUUCUUUCUUAUGCUGGUAGGUUGUUUCUCAUUAAAACAAUCUUGUUUGGCAUGCAGACCUUUUGGUGCCAAAUUUUCAUUUUGCCUAAAAGAAUCAUCAAGGAAGUGGAAGCUUACUGCAGGUGUUUUCUCUGGACUGGUGACACCGCAGCUUCAAAAAAAGCUUUGGUAGCUUGGGAUAAGCUGUAUUUGCCUAGAAAUUCUAGUAGUUGGAGUGUUGAUAGCUUUUAUAUGAAAGGGAAAAACCCUCUUCAGGUUCCUACUCCUGGUUCUGUUCUUGGGCUCUUAAAAAGAUUUUCAACAAUAGAGAGAUUAUUCUACAGAUUGGUGGAUGGGACAAAGCUACUGCUAAUGGGAAAUAUUGCAUUAGUAAGGCUCUAUACUACAGAUAGACUCCAAGCUUGGGGGAUUCAGUGUACUGAUAAGUGUGUGAUGUGCUCAGUUGGGAAAGAAACUGUUGAACAUUUGUUCUUUGAUUGUUGUUUUUCCUCUACAGUCUGGAAUAAGGUGCUGCUGCAGAUUGGUAUUCAUGGGAGCAGUACUGGUUUUGCCUCUGAAUUGCAUAAAGUUGUGAAGAGAAUCAGGAAAACUGGUGUUGUUGAUAAAUUGUAUGUAAUGUGCUUCACUGAAGCCAUUUAUAGUAUUUGGCUUGCCAGAAAUGCUGUAAUUUUUAAAAGGCCUACCAAGAGCAUAGAAAAUAUAGCUAGGGAAAUCCUGUUUAGAGUUUGUUGUAGAGGUUCUGAGGAACUUAGAAGUAGAUUGCUACACAAUUGA
Spinacia oleracea (spinach) is the source of this 1173-nucleotide messenger RNA. RefSeq lists its product as uncharacterized. The transcript has 3 exons. The record is from RefSeq and is a predicted model, not a curated record. NCBI's taxonomy places the organism in Eukaryota, Viridiplantae, Streptophyta, Magnoliopsida, Caryophyllales, Amaranthaceae. Bases 1 to 1173 code for a protein of 390 amino acids.